CCUGCGUCAAAACAUUCCGGUGUGUCUAUGCGGCUUUAACGGUGCUUUUCGGAUUUUAUGAGUGAUUAUGGCUGCGAACAGCAGCACCGGUUCGGCUACGGAGCCUCCGGGACUGGAGACCCAGUGGCGGGAGAUCGACAACCUGAACCAGCAGCAGCUCCGGUCCGGAGACAGCUGGUAUUUGUUGGACAAAAGGUGGUAUGAUCAGUGGAAAGAGUAUGUGCACACCGGGGACCAAAAUUCUUCCUCCUAUCCCGGGAAAAUUGAUAACACUGAGCUCUAUGAAGAUCUGGAUUCCUACCAUCUUAAAGAGAGGCUGACAGAGAAUGAGGACUUUGUCCUGGUCCCAGCAGAAGCCUGGCAUAAACUCUUGUCGUGGUAUGACAUGAUGGACGAUCAGCCUCCUUUGGAGAGAAAGGUUGUUGAUCUUCCCAGCACUGUUAAAGUAGAGGUCUAUCCUGUGGAGGUCUACCUCUGUCUUUCUAGCAACCUGGAGAGCACUGUUUCUGCACGCUUCAGUCGAGCAGACAAGAUACAUGCUAUACAUCAAAAGAUACGGCAGCAUUUUAAUGUAUCAGAGACUGCUGAGAGCCGACUGUGGAUGCGGAGCACGGAUACGAGCUCAGAGAGGCUACGCAACCUUAACAUGACUGUCCUAGACACCUGCCUCAGCUCUGGCAUGACGGUGAUUAUGGAGAUCAGGAAUGCGGAUGGUACGUGGCCCACAUCCAGGCCUCAGAUCAUGCGGAACUCUGCUGAUGAGGACUCGUAUCAAGGGCCUCCUGGAGUGUGUGGCCUCACAAACCUAGGCAACACCUGCUUCAUGAACUCAGCUUUACAGUGUCUAAGUAACACGCCGCCACUGACUGAGUACUUUCUGAAGAACUCAUAUCUGGAGGAGCUGAACUUCACCAACCCUCUGGGCAUGAAGGGUGAAAUUGCAGAAGCCUACGCAGACGUCAUCAAACAGAUGUGGUCAGGCAGGCACUAUUCUGUGGUUCCUCGAGUAUUUAAGACUAAGGUCGGCCACUUUGCGUCACAGUUUCUGGGCUACCAGCAACACGACUCUCAGGAGCUGCUGUCUUUCCUGUUGGACGGUCUACAUGAAGACCUAAACCGGGUCAAAAAGAAGGAGUAUAUUGAACUCAGGGAUGCUGAUGGCAGACCUGACCAGGAAGUGGCUGAGGAAGCAUGGCACAACCAUUUGCGGCGGAACGAUUCGGUCAUCGUCGACACAUUCCACGGGUUGUUUAAGUCAACUCUGGUGUGUCCCGAGUGCAACAAGGUCUCUGUGACCUUCGACCCCUUCUGCUAUUUGAGCGUGCCCUUACCUGUUAGUAAGGAGAGGGUCAUGGAGGUCUUCUAUGUGUCACUGGAUCCCACAGCCAAACCCACCCAGUAUCGUCUGAUUGUCCCUAAAGCUGGCCGAGUGAUUGACUUGUGCGCUGCCCUCUCUCAGGCAACAGGCAUCCCUCCCAACCAGAUGGCUGUGGCUGAUGUUUUCAAUCACCGCUUCUACAGGAUUUACCAAACUGAUGAAUUCUUAAGCUGUAUAUUGGACCGGGACGAUAUAUUUGUGCGAUAUGUCCGUCCACUAGACCCUUCAGAAGAAGUAGAGGAGGAAGAAGAUGAGGAAGAGUUGUACAAGGCGCAGACCAAUGGAGUUAGUGAUGAUGAAGGUGAGGAAGACUCUGAGGAGGCGGGGCCAUCCAAGAAAGAGGAAGAGACUCAAGAAAGCAGUCAGACCGAAGAGCAGAACAACUGCCAAUCAGAAGCCAGCCCGAGCAGCGAGGGGGAGGAGAGAGCCGAGGAGGAGGAGUCGAGCAGCGAACCGGACCGGGGCAGCAGUACGGAGGAGGGCCAAUCAGCAUGCGGCAGCACUGACACCAACUCCCAAGACGCCACUGACGUGGACCAAAGUGCUGGCGCGGAACCUUCGGGAAAGGAGGAAGAGGACGAAGAUGAGGAUGAGGAAGAAGAGGAGCCUGCAUCUUGCGCGCAGGCAAAUAAGAGGCUUCCGGGAAGACGGCACUACACUGAGAGGCGGAAAAAAGCCCUCUUUACCAUGCAGGCGGUCAACUCUAAUGGUACCACGGAGCGAGGGAUGGGAGAGGCGGAUGGCAGCUUCUCUUUCAGCUCUCAGCCAUAUAUCGCCAUCGACUGGGACCCUGACAUGAAGAAGAAGUACUACAAUGAGAAUGAAGCCGAGAAAUAUAUAAAGCAUCAGAGCAUGGACGUCCCUCACCAGCAAACCACAGUGCAGCUGCAGGAAUGUAUAGAGCUCUUUACCACGGUAGAGACACUGGAAGAGGAAAACCCCUGGUAUUGUCCGACAUGUAAAAAGCAUCAGCUUGCCACUAAGAUAUUGGAUCUGUGGUCUUUGCCGGAGGUUCUUAUCAUCCAUUUAAAGCGUUUCUCCUACACAAAAUACUCUCGAGAGAAACUGGAUACCAUCGUGGAGUUCCCCCUGCGGGAUCUGGACUUCUCAGGUUUCCUCCUAAAGAAGACAGUGAACAGUACUGAACCUCCCUGUAGAUAUGACCUGAUCGCUGUGUCGAACCACUACGGCGGACUCCGAGACGGUCACUAUACUAGUUAUGCCCGGAACAAGGAUAAUGGUCAGUGGUAUUACUUUGACGACAGCAAGGUGACCUAUGCAAGGGAGGAACAAAUAGUGACCAGUGCCGCCUACCUCCUGUUCUACCAGCGCCAAGACAAGAUCCGCCAUCCCACCAUCCCUCCACCCAUACCCUCCUCCACCCAGCCAGAGAACCACAUCUCAUCCCAGACCCGUGAUGGCAUGGAUGGAGCCGCUUCCUGUGUCAGCAUGGAGACGGACUGAUUUCUGUCCUUUUGUCUUUUACACGUUCCACUUCAUUCUUUCUCACUCUUAUCACUUCCAUCUUUCUGGCAUACUGUCGAUCGUCUUAAUCAACAGAAACUUGAACCUCCGCCUCUGCUCUGACACCGACAGGAAGUGCGAGGCUGGGGCAACUCUCUCAGGCUGGUGCACGAGCAUCAUGGGGUUGGGAAUGCAGAUUUAUGUGUUUUUUUUCUUUAUGACGAACUCAAGGAAACGGGUUAGGCUGGUAGCGGCGGAUUCAGCCGCUUCAAUGACGAUGAGAAUUCAGAGAAUGAGGUUGGCGCUGCAGUUGGUCAUCACUGACGUGUUCUUUAUUUUUUUCUAAGCUUGCUUUUCUGAGCUAGCUCAGCUGCUGUCCACAGUGGUGAUGUUUGAUCUGAACGUACAACCUUCAGCUGCACUGUUUAGCAUCAUGAAUCAGGCCUUCUGUUUAUUCCAUCUUAUUGUUUCAAGCAGCGACGUUCAUCAUGGGCGCUAUUAGCAGGGAUGGUUGGGAUGGGGGUUUCUCGUAUCAGGGACGACAUGUUCAGAAAUGCUGC
Messenger RNA from Sinocyclocheilus anshuiensis, 3402 nucleotides. RefSeq names its product ubiquitin carboxyl-terminal hydrolase 11-like. The record is from RefSeq and is a predicted model, not a curated record. Gene Ontology annotation, biological process: protein deubiquitination. Gene Ontology annotation, cellular component: nucleus. NCBI's taxonomy places the organism in Eukaryota, Metazoa, Chordata, Actinopteri, Cypriniformes, Cyprinidae. Bases 68 to 2842 code for a protein of 924 amino acids. The transcript has 21 exons. Gene Ontology annotation, molecular function: cysteine-type deubiquitinase activity.